AUGACACGGUUUAACGGAUGCAUCGAUCUUCAUCAUGGAAAAGUCAAGCAGAUCGUAGGCGGUUCACUUGUUGAUCAUUCACCCGAAACAUUAACAACCAACUUUGUCUCAGAAGAAAAACCUAGUUACUAUUCUAAGCUAUACAAGGACAAUAAUAUAACGCGUUGUCAUGUCAUCAAGCUUGGUCCCAACAACGAUGAAGCAGCCAAGGAAGCGCUACAAACUUGGCCAGGUGGACUUCAAGUUGGUGGUGGAAUCACUAUUGAUAAUGCUGAAUAUUGGUUAUCUCUUGGAGCAUCUAAAGUCAUUGUCACCAGUUGGUUGUUUCCCAAUGGAAAAUUCUCGUUGGAUAGAUUAAAGCAACUCUGCGAGCGUAUUGGUAAAGACAAGCUUGUUGUAGAUGUUAGUUGCCGAAGAAAAGAUGACAAAUGGAUCGUGGCCAUGAACAAAUGGCAGACGAUGACAGAUAUGGAAGUAAACAAGGAAUCAUUGGAUGUAUUGAGUCAAUAUUGUAGUGAAUUCCUUAUCCAUGCUGCUGAUGUAGAAGGACUUUGUCGUGGCAUUGAUCAGGAAUUGGUUUCAAGUUUGGGUAAAUGGGUUACCAUUCCUACAACUUAUGCAGGAGGUGGAAGAUGUCUUGAAGAUUUAGCACUCGUAGAAAAGCUAUCCAAUGGUAAAGUAGAUUUAACCUUUGGAAGUGCCUUGGACAUCUUUGGUGGAAAUGGAGUUACAUUUGAAGAGUGCGUGCGUUGGAAUAAAGAACAUGCAUGA
This is a messenger RNA of Rhizopus microsporus ATCC 52813, 771 nucleotides long. RefSeq names its product Phosphoribosylformimino-5-aminoimidazole carboxamide ribotide isomerase. The record is from RefSeq and is a predicted model, not a curated record. Bases 1 to 771 code for a protein of 256 amino acids. NCBI's taxonomy places the organism in Eukaryota, Fungi, Mucoromycota, Mucoromycetes, Mucorales, Rhizopodaceae. Gene Ontology annotation, cellular component: cytoplasm. Gene Ontology annotation, molecular function: 1-(5-phosphoribosyl)-5-[(5-phosphoribosylamino)methylideneamino]imidazole-4-carboxamide isomerase activity. The transcript has 8 exons. Gene Ontology annotation, biological process: L-tryptophan biosynthetic process; L-histidine biosynthetic process.